AUGUCUCUGGCCAGGGCGAGGGAGGCCUGCAGGAUUUACCUGAAGGACGAGCUGCCGCUGGACAAGGACCCUCGUGAAGUCAUCCAGCGCUUUCGGGCAACGGUGAACAUGUUACCGGAGGAGUUGGAGGAGUGGCUGCUUAGCGCGGAUAGCCGGCAGGCAGUGGAGCAGGCGGCGGAGGAGGCAGACAGGAAUGGGAGGCAUGUGGCGCGCAGGAUUGUGGAAAUGCUGCAGAAGGACGAUGAGUGCGUGUAUGAAGCGGAUCUCGAACAAAUGAACCAGAUCACGCAGUACAUCUCCUGCCACCGCCGCCUGCUGGAGGAGAAGGGCAACGCGCUGGAUCCUCUGGAGCUUGCUCACCUGAAGAACUUUGGGUUUGAUUUGCACAAGGCCGUCAACGCGCCAGCAGCAGCGGGGCAAGCUGGCGGCGGCAGCAAGCCAGCCGCAGCUGCUGGCGGCGGUCGGAUGGGAGGCCAGGCCGAGCCACAGCGGAUGGAGCCGUGA
This is a messenger RNA of Chlorella variabilis, 504 nucleotides long. RefSeq lists its product as hypothetical. Lineage: Eukaryota; Viridiplantae; Chlorophyta; Trebouxiophyceae; Chlorellales; Chlorellaceae. The transcript has 4 exons. Bases 1 to 504 code for a protein of 167 amino acids. The record is from RefSeq and is a predicted model, not a curated record.